This is a messenger RNA of Chara braunii, 1342 nucleotides long. The record is from the annotation of a GenBank genome assembly. Lineage: Eukaryota; Viridiplantae; Streptophyta; Charophyceae; Charales; Characeae.
AUGGUGCCUGCUCGACUGCCGCGUGCUGCUCUGACAGCCACUGCGGCUAUGGAAAGAAGUGCUGCGGCGGCCAGUGCAAGGAGUGCUGCAGCGACAGCAACUGUGGCUAUGGAAAGAAGUGCUGUGGAGGGGUCUGCACCAGUGCCCAGUGCUGCUCUGACAGCCACUGCGGCUAUGGGAAGAAGUGCUGCGGCGGCCACUAUGGAAAGAAGUGUUGCGGUGGCCAGUGCAAGGAAUGCUGCAGCGACAGCACCUGUGGCUAUGGAAAGAAGUGCUGCGAAGGGGUCUGCACUAGUGCCCAGUGCUGUUCUGACAGCCACUGCAGCUAUGGCAAGAAGUGCUGCGGUGGACAGUGCAAGGAAUGCUGCAUCGACAACAACUGUGGCUAUGGAAAGAAGUGCUGUGAAGGAGCCUGCAGUAGUGCUCAGUGCUGCUCUGACGCUCAGUGCAGCUAUGGGAAGAAGUGCUGUGGUGGCCGCUGCCAGGUGAUCUGCUGCUAUGGCAGCGGCUGUGGUCCAGUAAAGAAGUGAUGCGGAGGGGUCUGCACAAAUGCUCAGUGCUGCGCUGACAGUCACUGCAGUUAUGGACAGAAGUGCUGCAGUGGCCAGUGCAAGGAGUGCUGCUCUAGCAGCCAAUGUGGCUAUGGAAAGAAGUGUUCUGGAGGCUCAUGGAAGAAGGUGGAAUGUUGCGCUAACAACAACUGUCCGUAUGGCAAAAAGUGCAUUAAUAACUKCUGUAAGAACUAGUAAGCGGGACACGGUCCACUACAAGACAAGAAUUUCAAGGCCAUAUCUGGGGGACAGUUUGAUAGUUUAGAAGAAAUGUAAAGCAACUGAAGUUGAACUGCAAGACUAGCAACUAUAGCACACAAUAGCAGGAGGGCAUCUAUAGGUGGAUUGGGAUCUGUAGCAGACACAAUUAUAGCAGGAAUGGCAACCAUAGCACGCAAUAGCAGGAGGGCAUCCAUAGCAGGACCACAUCUAUAGCAGGAGUGAAGUCUGAAGAUCUUAAUCCCCUGGGAGGACAGAAGCCUAAUCACAAUGCAACAUCAUUGGAGUUGGCACAAAAAAGAGGCCUUUCCAGUGUAGCUGGAGAAGUUUCAUGCAUCAAGCCCAAGACGUGCUGAAUCGCUUUAUGUUAUAACUUAUGGAGACUUAGUACGGAGUUCCAUCAAUAUAAAAAACUUUAAUGUGUCUCGUAUAUCUAUACUGGCAAUGGAUAGCACAAGUGCACCUGAAACAUUGCGGAAAUGUUUGCCAAAUUGCCAGUGCUCAUUACCCUUGUCUUGGACAACCACUUUUCUGCAAUGUACAAGGAUUACUAAAGAGAUGUUCACCAGAUC